UCUUAGUGCACUAGUGAAAUUACAUUUGUCGACAUCGAUUGUAUUUCCACGUGCUGCUGUGGAAAGAAAAUUUGAUGUAAUGGCGGCUCGCACCUCAGAAACUGCGUUUUCCCCAAAUGGACAAUACUUUGCUAAUGUAAGCACCGACAGCCGAUUAAAAAUAUGGGAGUGUGAAUCCGGAAGACCAAAGCAGGAAUUUACCCCCGCGUCGCACUUAUCAGCCGCUUGCACGUGUCUCGUUUGGGCACCCCCUACCAAACAGCCGGAACAGAUUGUGAACCAGAAGAAAAAGAAACGUAAAUCAAAUGGAGAAGAGAGAUCUGGGGUGGCUGGGAGUGAUAUUAUUGCUCUUGGUACAGCCUCAGGAAAUAUUCUUCUAUAUAGUCUCAAUAGAGCAGAAUUGGUACAACAGUUGAAGGGAGGCCACACAGGGAAAAUACGCUCUUUGUGUUUUAAUAGUGACGGCUCGUCUCUUUUCAGCGCUGCAUCGGACCAAAAAAUCGUUGAAUGGGAUCCGGUGGAAGGUGUUAUGAAAAGUCAUUGGAAAGUGGAAAAAAUCCACGUUUCCCGAAUUUGUAUGCUGCAAGAUGAUUGCACUCUUGUAAUAGCUGGCCGUUCAAUUCAAUGUUGGAAUGUAGAAAGCCGCUCGAUUGUAGCCACAUUCACCGGCCACACAACAGAAAUUACUCAUCUGCUACCCGUGUAUUUACCAGGCACAAAAGUUGGAUACUUUCUAAGCGCUGCUGAUGGAGACCGUUGUAUCAGUGCAUGGAGAUUCGUCGGGGAAGAGAAAAACGGGCAGUCUCAGGCGUCGUUUACUUUGCAAGAUGAUCCGUAUAAUUUUACCGUUUCAAAACCUGUUUCUGACAAGGAUCCAGUCGUUUUGGCGGCAGUGACGCUCACGGGGAUCCUUCACAUCUUUGAGCAUCAUUUAAAUGGACGGUCAAAGAAGCCUUUGCAACCAGUUGUUAAGAUCCAUAUUGGAAGUGAUGUAGUUGGUACCGCAAGUCCACUUCCCGUUUUAUCUGCAUAUUCGUGUGGUGAUGCAGAUGGAAACUGUAUCAUUGUAUACGGGUCGCUUGUUCGACCUGGAUUUGAAAAGAUGUGUUACCGAUCCCAAGAAGGAAUGGCUUAUAUUGUUCGAAGAGAUCCAGCUUCUCUGGAUAAUUCUAAAUUUGAUACUACGUCAUCGGCUUUGAAAUUGAAAACUCCCAUAUUGCCAGCUGAUGUUAAAACCUUAGCUCCAGAGUACAUGGUGCCAAUGGCAGCGUCCGCUGAGGUCGGAGGUGUUGUUGCAGGAAGAAAGCGGAGAACGCAAAAUUCGGAGUCAAGUUCUGGUCCGGUUUCGGCAAAAGAUUCUCUUCCGAUGGAACAGAGGCUUUCAGCUUUGAAUCUUACCAAGACCGUCGAUGCCGUUGCCCCUCCACAGGCCGAUAACAUGGCCCAACUUCUUCUUCAGGGGCUACACAGUAGGGAUCCAAAAAUUUUACAGAGUGUGUUGGAUCGCGGUGAUGUUCACAUCAUCGGCAACACGAUCCGGCGAAUUCCAGUACAGGCCGUUUUGCCACUUAUCCUAGAACUGACGCGUAUGAUGCAAUUCAGAGGGCAUCCCAAUUAUUCUUAUGCAAAGUGGUUGCGAUCUUUGUUGGAACAUCACGCUGGAUAUUUGACAUCGUGUCCUGAUUUGGCGUCGGUUAUGACGCCACUCUUAGCUUUGAUGACUGCCCGCACUUCGCUCUUCCCUAAGCUUUCGCAGUUACGUGGUAGACUGCAUCUAAUGUUGGGAGAAUUGGAACAUCGAAGCGAUAAACAAGAUUCUACAACUACUGAACUACCAGCUACAGCUCUUCUUGUGUACAGAGAAGAAUCGUCCGACGAAGCAAGUGAAGAAGGAGAUUGGCCACUACAAUCUGGGUCUGAAUCAGAAGAUCAAUGGGAUGAAUUAUCUGAUUAUGGCGAAAGUAUGGACGUGAACGAAGUGAAAGGUGACAGUGAUCAAGAAUCUGACGAUGAAGACAAUAAUGAGGAAAUCGACGAAGAAGUGGAAGAAGCUUCAGAUAACGACAUUGAAAGCGUUGUAGAAAAUGGGUUGUCAGAUUGAUUUAAUUUCAGUUCCCCAUGGAUUCAUGAAAAUUACAAAUGAAGUUAAUUUUCGAAAUGUA
Daphnia pulicaria is the source of this 2162-nucleotide messenger RNA. RefSeq names its product WD repeat-containing protein 43-like. The record is from RefSeq and is a predicted model, not a curated record. The transcript has 9 exons. Gene Ontology annotation, molecular function: protein binding. Lineage: Eukaryota; Metazoa; Arthropoda; Branchiopoda; Diplostraca; Daphniidae. The coding region runs from base 80 to 2101 and encodes 673 amino acids. Gene Ontology annotation, biological process: maturation of SSU-rRNA from tricistronic rRNA transcript (SSU-rRNA, 5.8S rRNA, LSU-rRNA). Gene Ontology annotation, cellular component: nucleolus.